Molecule: messenger RNA, 2126 nt
Organism: Etheostoma spectabile (orangethroat darter)
Lineage: Eukaryota; Metazoa; Chordata; Actinopteri; Perciformes; Percidae
Product: alpha-2B adrenergic receptor-like
Exons: 1
Coding region: 128-1717 (529 amino acids)
Biological process (GO): G protein-coupled receptor signaling pathway
Cellular component (GO): plasma membrane
Molecular function (GO): epinephrine binding; alpha2-adrenergic receptor activity
Source: RefSeq, a predicted model, not a curated record
GCUCCCCCUUGACUUACAACCAUCUGCCCCUCAGUCUCUCUAACUGGGGAACACUGUUUCUCAAUGGUCCACCACAGAAACACCCCUUUGCCGUCUCUAACUCUAUAAGUGUCCGCGUCACCAAACCAUGGCAGCAGCUGCGAACGCCCCCUGCCUGUCGGACCUCAUCGGACUCCCCAACCGGAACAUCAGCCUCCUCUCCGGCACCCAACCCUGCAACCGGAGCACCGCCAGGACGGCGCCCUACACGCCACAAGCCACCGCAGCUUUCGCCAUAGCCAUUACCUCCAUGAUGAUCCUCACCAUCGUCGGGAACAUCCUGGUCAUCAUCGCCGUCCUGACGUCUCGAUCCCUUAAGGGGGCUCAGAACCUGUUCCUGGUGUCGCUGGCUGCAGCAGAUAUUUUAGUCGCCACGCUUAUCAUCCCGUUCUCAUUGGCCAACGAGCUGCAGGGCUACUGGGCGUUCAGCUCCAUUUGGUGUGAGAUCUACCUGGCGCUGGAUGUUCUCUUCUGCACCUCCUCCAUCGUGCACCUGUGCGCCAUAGCGCUGGAUCGCUACCUGUCCAUCUCCCGGCCCGUGUCCUACGGAACCAAACGCACCCCGAUACGAAUCAAGACGGCCAUCAUCGUGGUCUGGCUGAUCUCUGCGGUCAUCUCUUUCCCUCCUCUUCUCACCCUGGACAAGAGCGAAGGAGGCGAAGAGGUGUGCGAGCUCAACAACGAGCGCUGGUACAUUCUCUACUCCACCAUCGGCUCUUUCUUCGUCCCCUGUGUGAUAAUGAUCCUGGUGUAUGUGAGGAUUUAUCAGAUCGCGAAGCAGCACACACGCCACCCGCCUGGACAGAAGAACACCGUGACAGCAGGAGGAAACGCAAGCCCGGGAACCAACGAGCCUCCAGCCAAGAUAUCGGAGCAGUCACAACAGAAUGGGGAUCAAGGAGGUGUGACAGCUGGCCAACAAGUAAAAGGCCUGGCCAAAACGCCGGGCUCUGAAUCAACUUCCUCGUUGCAAAACCCGCCUGAGAAAACCGCAAGCCAGGACAAUCAGCACCCUGCUGAGUCGACUAACGCUCCUGUCCAGAAAUCCACCUCCUCCCCUUUAAUCUCUCAACAUGGCAGCCAAAUCCUCUCAGCUGUUCCCCUAACUGGUACCGUCACCCGCAGAGAGUCCCAGAUGCAUGCAAACGAAGGAGGGGAAGCACCCCCCACCGAGAACUCAUCGAGCUCUGGCUCAGAAAUGUGCGAGGACGGUGUUAACGGCAAAGAAGAGACAAACAAGGCUGACGGUGAAGCUUUGGGAUUGCCCCGAAGGAAAGGCUUUAAGGUUCAGAUGCUGAACCUGGCCUGCAGAUACAAAAACACAAUGGCCACCUCCUCCGGCUCAACCAAACUGGCACCGGAGGAGACGCCGAAGUUUCAGGGGACGCCCACAUCCCGCCGCAAAGCCAUGGUGAACAGGGAGAAGAGGUUCACCUUCGUCCUGGCUGUGGUGAUGGGGGGCUUUGUGAUCUGCUGGUUCCCCUUCUUCUUCUCCUACUCGCUGCAGGCGGUGUGCCCCGAGGUGUGCACCAUCCCCAACCCUCUGUUCAAAUUCUUCUUUUGGAUCGGCUACUGCAACUCCUGCCUCAACCCGGUCAUUUACACCAUCUUCAACCACGAUUUCAGGAAGGCCUUCAAGAGGAUCCUCUACAGCGCCACAAAGGGCACGUUCUUCUAGAACAGGAAAGGAUCAAAUCAGAAAGACGUUUUAUCUUAACAGAAAAAAAGAUUUGUUUCUUUCUGUAUUUGGAACGGGAUUGACCUUUCUUCAGCAUCGACAUGAACACGUGUACAUUGAGGAGGAAAGUGCAUCCGCGGUGUCCUCCGUGUGUUUGCCUGAACGCUGUUAUUUCAGUCAGAGCAGGGUCGACAAAGGGAGAUUUCCGAAUGCCGUGGUCAAGUGGCCUGAUCAUUUAUCUUUAAUGUCAUUUAAGAAUACGGCGUAAUUGAAUAUUCAACGACUCUUGAAGAAGAAUGAUUCGAUUAUGUUUCGAAACGUAAGUCAAGAGGAAACAGGGUCUGUGUUCAGUAAUUUAAAUCUCAAAUGAUGUGUUUUGUUUAGGUCUGUGUGUGUGUGUGUGUGUGUG